Messenger RNA from Mesocricetus auratus (golden hamster), 2554 nucleotides. It is a transcript of the gene Cd300lf, whose product is annotated as CD300 molecule like family member f. The transcript is spliced from 7 exons. Gene Ontology annotation, cellular component: plasma membrane. The record is from RefSeq and is a predicted model, not a curated record. Lineage: Eukaryota; Metazoa; Chordata; Mammalia; Rodentia; Cricetidae. Gene Ontology annotation, molecular function: transmembrane signaling receptor activity. The coding region runs from base 828 to 1835 and encodes 335 amino acids.
UGGGGAAUUCAGGUCAAUUACCCAGUCUAUUACCCAGUGGGCUGGGGGCAGAUCAGCCAGUGUAUUCUCAAAGCUGAACGCCCCCCCCCAAACUGGGUAAGCAGAUCAUUGCUCACACAUCCUAAUUACAUGAGCCCCUGUCUUUGUAAUUCCGUAGGAGGUAGUAGCACUGGGAAUCAAAUUUAAGGCCUUUGUCAGGUGAGACAAGAGCUCUGCUAUUGGGCAAUACCUCCUCUCUUUUUAGACAGUUGUCACUAUGUAGCUCAGGCUAGCCUUGACUUAACUAUGUGGCUCCGGUUCUUGGCAAACUUUCACCCCCCCCCACUUUCUGCCUCUUGAAUUCUGGAUUACAGCUGUGUUCCAAUACCCCUGAUGAGGCUGGGUUUUUAAUACCUCCUCGGUUUCCUCCUGUCUCGCCAUUCCAGUGUCUGUUCUAGAAUCUCUCUGCUGAUCCCCGUCAGCCUAUGGAACCUCUGGACACUGGGCUCCAACCACUCUGGCUAUGGCCGAAGUGACCCCGAAUCAGCGGAUCUGUAUGUACAGAGUAGGAGGCCCCCGGCUGUCUUCUCAGAGAAGUCACUCUGGCUCUGGGCAGGGUGGUGUUUCUCAAAACCUUCCUCAGAAGUCCGGCUUCUUGCAUCACAUCUCACUCACCCCUACCUCCUUCCUCUUUUUGGUUUUAUUCACCAGUGGGAAGUGGCUGAAGAGGAAGUGCCGGGGUGAGAGCGAGGGAAAUCAGAGGCCCAGGAGACACAGGAGUCGAGCAUGUAGCCCGUCCUCACCCACCGACAGGCGCCACCAAGACAACAAACGGACUGGGUGAGAAGAUGCAGCUGCUGCUGCUGGUCCCCAUCCUCUUCUGGGUCUCAGGUUUUUCUACUGCUAAGGAUCCAAUCACAGGUUCAAGCACGGUGAGUGGCCAGGAGCGGGGCUCCUUGACUGUGUGGUGCCGGUAUGACCCCCACUGGAAGGGUUACAAGAAGUACUGGUGCCGAGGAGCAGAUUGGGGUACUUGUGCGACUCUUGUCAAAACUGAUACAUCGGAGAAGUUGGUGGAGAAGAACCGCGUGUCCAUCAGGGACAACCAGACAGACUUCAUAUUCAUAGUGACCAUGGAGGACCUGAGGAUAAGUGAUGCCGGCAUUUACUGGUGUGGGAUUCAGAAAAUUGGUAGCGAUCCCGGCUUUAAAGUUAAUGUGAACGUUGAUCCAGCACCCCAAGCACCCACUACAGCAUUGACCACGCUCCCUAUCACCUCCACCACCACCAUGUUCACAGAGAGCACUGCUGGAAAAGGGACCAGCAUUUUACCACCGGUGAGCAGCCCCUACUCCGCUGUCAGUUCCAGUCUUGAUGGUAGCGGUGGUGACAGUGACGGUGGUGAAGACAGCGGAGGCAGUGGUCUUUUGGAUCUCAGUGUGCUCCUCCCGGUUAUCUCUGCGGUGCUGUUGCUUCUCCUGCUGGUGGCCUCGCUCUUCGCUUGGAGGAUGGUGAGGAGACAGAAGAAAGCUGCUGGGCCACACUCAGAGCAGGUAUCCCAGUCUCUGGAGGGCGAUGUCUGUUAUGCAAACCUGUCCCUUAAGCAGCCCAGACCCUCCCGUGGCCCAUCUUGGAAAAAGGGCUCCUCCAUGUCGUCCUCUGGCAAGGCCCACCAAGAGGAAGUAGAGUAUGUCACCAUGGCUCCCUUUCCCAGGCAGGAGAUUUCAUACGCAGCUCUGUCUUUGGCGGCCUUGGGUCAGGAGCCCAUUUACAACAACACUGGUUCCCUCGGCACCCACGUUCCCAGUGCCAGCCUUGAGGAGUCUACGCAAUACAGCAGCAUCAAGAGGCCCUAGCCUGUGGCCAUGCCUUGAUCUCGGUCCCUGGAGAAGGCCUGGGAGCACGUUCCUGCACGCCUGCCUCUGCACCUGCUUCCUCACCAGGCCUGGCGGGUGACUCUAGCUCUGUUCAGCCAGCUCUCAGGGCCCUUUUAGCUCUACCUUGAGCUUGGAAGUCCAGCCUCAGGGGGUUCCAGUGAAUUCAAUGUCUCUCCACAUCCCCUCUCACCGCCAAGGUACCUUUUUUGGGAGUUGCUACGGAUGGAGGCAGCUUCAGGGAUGCUGUGUAAGUCAUAACAAUGAUAACAGUGGUAAUAAUAGCAGUUAGCCUCUAUUUAUUGUUUGUCAUAUGGCCUCCAAAGCCAUCUUCAUCCUAAUGCCCAUAAUCUGUGCACUACCUUAUACAUCGAAAGACAGGUGCAUGCGUGUUUAAGUUAGGACCUCGAGAUGAUUUUGUAUUGUCCAAGGAGGCCCAAGAUUAGAUCACAAGGGUCCCUCCCUCUAAAGAGGAAUAGAGCAAGUCAAAGAAAAAAAAAAAAGAGGAUGCAUGGUUGGAACAGAGGUAAUGCAGCAGGAACCAGGAUGCUGCGAUCUCCAGGAGCCAAAGAAGGCGAGUAGGCGAGCAUCAGACUGUCUCCUGAGUGGGACAUCCAAGAGGAAUUCAUCCUGAGCUGAGUGGAACUGUGUACUGUGGCUUUCAGAAUUGUAGAAGAAUAAAGUUGUGCAGUUUUUAUUUA